Molecule: messenger RNA, 489 nt
Organism: Lizanozyma spartinae
Lineage: Eukaryota; Fungi; Ascomycota; Pichiomycetes; Serinales; Debaryomycetaceae
Gene: MMD1
Product: isoleucine biosynthesis protein
Exons: 3
Coding region: 1-489 (162 amino acids)
Cellular component (GO): cytosol; mitochondrion
Molecular function (GO): deaminase activity
Source: RefSeq, a predicted model, not a curated record
AUGACUAAUCUUACCCUCUAUUACCAAUCUUCACUAAUGCAAGGACGUAACUCUUUGGUUAGAACUUUGAUCAGUGCUAAAAGAAUGAGCUCCACCAUCACUCCAACAGCUAAUGCUCCCCCACCAGCAGCUUCAUAUUCGCAAGCUGUUAAGGUCAAUGGGUUUAUUUACGUUUCUGGUCAAAUUCCUUACACCCCACAAAAUAAACCAUUACCAGGUAAUCCAACCAUUGCUGAACAAGCAGAACAAGUACUUCAAAAUGUUGCAAACAUCUUGGAAGCUUCCAACUCUUCUAUGAAGCAUAUCGUUAAGGCCAAUAUCUUUUUAACUGAUAUGAAGACUCAAUUUGGUGAAUUCAAUCUGGUGUACGCAAAGUACUUUAGUGAACAUAAGCCAGCCAGAUCAUGUGUUGCAGUUAAAGAAUUACCUUUAGGUGUUGCCUUGGAAAUGGAAGUUGUUGCCAUCGAAAAGGACAAGUCCAACUUAUAA